Molecule: messenger RNA, 5056 nt
Organism: Leguminivora glycinivorella
Lineage: Eukaryota; Metazoa; Arthropoda; Insecta; Lepidoptera; Tortricidae
Product: myb-like protein X
Exons: 2
Coding region: 102-2927 (941 amino acids)
Source: RefSeq, a predicted model, not a curated record
UUGAACACUUGGAGUUAGUUUCAUCGUAAUAUUCGUAAUGCCGUCAAUAAUAAACAGAAAUAAAUUUUAUGCAAGCAAGAGUUUAUAGCAAGUAGCCAAUAAUGAGCAAACCUGAGAACAGAGAAGAAUAUUUAGCCAAAAAGAGGGAGCAAGCUAAAUUAUGGUACCAAAAUAUUAAAAAAGACCCAGAAUUGUAUGCAGAAUAUCAGAGGAGAAACAGACUAAAAUAUGAAAAGAGGCUAGCGUGUAAGAGUGAAAUGACACCUACUCAGAAAAGUGUUCAAAGGAAAAAAUGGAGGGAAGAAUCAAAAAGAAGAUAUCAACAAAGGAAAGACAAACAGAGACAGUCUAUGGCAGAAAAUAGACCACCCGAAGGUGAUGUUGAUGCUGUUCAUUUAAUAGAAACAGUAUUAAUAGCGACUCCUGAGAAUAUAGAAGAACUUAUCACCAUAAAGGCGGAAAGUGAGGAUGUAAACUACACUGAAGACGUUUUAACAAUAAAUAUGAAACUUGAGGAUUUAGGCAUUGAAAGCUUUAACGACAAUCCCGAAUUAAAUUUGGAUGAUAUUGAAAAUUGCCAGCAUCCAAUGCAAAGGAUGUCUCCCCUAAGUAAACAUGUAGAAGAAGAAAACAGUGAAGCAGAUUUUUCCACAUUAACGGAAAGUGAGGAGCUAAAUAUUAAUAGCAAUACAGAAUUGAAUGAAAGGACCAAGACGCAAGAAACUAACACCUCUAUAAAAGAAUUGUCAACUGGUAUGCAAACAAUUCAAAGAAAAAACAUAGGAAAAGAAAGACAGCAAAGAUAUCAACCAAAGAAAAACAAAAAAGUGAAACAUAAACCUCAAACCAGGGAAGAACUAUUAGCCAAAAAGAGGGAACGCGAGCGACUAAGGUACCACUAUAUUAAAAACAACCCGGCACUAUAUACAGAAUUCAAAAAGAAGCAAAUUUUAAAAUAUGAAAACAGAAAAGCUAACAAAAAAAUUCUCCACAUAAGUGAGAUGACAACUAUUCAGAAAAGAAAUCAAAGAAAGAAAUGGAGGGAAGUGUCAAAGAGAAGAUAUCAAAAAAUUAAAGAGAAAAAAGCAAGAGAGAAACAGUCAGGGGCUGAAAAUAGUCUACCAGAAGAUGCCAGUUACCCCGUUCAGUUGUUAACUAUUAGAAAAACAAAAGCUGGAAAUAAUGAAAAGAAUAAAGUACUUCCUAUAAGUAAAAUGCCAAUUUCUCAACAAAGUAAGCAAAGGAAGAAAUUUCGAGAGGAAAGAAAGCAAAAAGAUCAAAUAAUGGAAAACAAACCACCAGAACCAGAUAUUUACCCCGUUCAUUUAAUAGAAACCGUAUUGGUACCUAACAUUGAGAAUAUCGAAGAAGUUUUCACUGCAAAGGCGCAAAGUGACGAUGUAGGUGUUAAUUUGGAACUAAAUGAUGAUUUCCAAAAAUUACAUGAAAAUAUUACAAUGCAAAAAGAACACAUUCCUAAUGUAGAAAUGACAUCUCGUAAACAAAAACAUCUAAUGGUGCCAAUAAGAGAAGAAAUAAGAGAUAGUCUUGACACAUAUACAUAUUCUAAAGAAAAACCUAAACAUAAGAACAAUGAAGAAGUUGUUGCCAUAAAAAUAGAAAGUGUUCACUUAAACUAUGAAAACAUUAAUGACAAUCCGGAAUUAAAAUUGGAUGAUAUUGGAAAUUGUCAGCUUCCAAUGCAAAGGGCGUCUCCCUCAAGUGAACACGAAGGCGAAGAAAACAGUAUAGAAGACUUUUCCACAAAAUCAGAAAGUGAGGAGCUAAAUUACAAUACAACACUGAAUUUUUUUAACUAUGAAAGAAACGAAACGCAAGAGAAUAAUACCCCGAUAAUAGAAUCGUUGACGAGUAAGCAAACAAUUCAAAGAAGAAACCUAGGAGAAGAAGGGAACAGUGCAUAUCAACCAAAGAAAGAUAAAAAGGAGAAACGUAAACCUCAGAGCCGGGAAGAACAAUUAGCUAAAAAGAGGGAACGCGAGAGACUAAGGUACCACAGUAUCAAAAACAAUCCGGAACUAUAUACAGAACUUAAAAAGAAGCAAAGUUUAAAAUAUGAAAACAGAAAAGCAACCAAAAAAAUUCUCAACAUAAGUGAGAUGACACCUACUCAGAAAAGAAAUCAAAGAAAGAAAUGGAGGGAAGUGUCAAAGAGAAGAUAUCAAAAAAUUAAAGAGAAAAAAGGAAGAGAGAACAAUGAAGAAGUUGUUGCCAUGAAAGAAAGUAUUGAAUUAAACUAUGAAAACAUUAAUGACAAUCCAGAAUUAAAAUUGGAUGGUAUUGGAAAUUGUCAGCUUCCAAUUCAAAGGGCUUCCUCAAGUGAACACGAAGGAGAAGAAACCAGUAUAGAAGACUUUUCCAUAAAAUCGGAAAGUGAGGAGCUAAAUUACAAUACAAUACUGAAUUUUAACUAUGAAAGAAACGAAACGCAAGAGACUAAUACCCCGAUAAUAGAAUCGUUGACGAGUAAGCAAACAAUUCAAAGAAGAAACCUAGGAGAAGAACGGAACAGUGCAUAUCAACCAAAGAAAGAUAAAAAGGAGAAACGUAAACCUCAGAGCCGGGAAGAACAAUUAGCUAAAAAGAGGGAACGCGAGAGACUAAGAUACCACAGUAUCAAAAACAAUCCGGAACUAUAUACAAAACUUAAAAAGAAGCAAAGUUUAAAAUAUGAAAACAGAAAAGCGACCAAAAAAAUUCUCAACAUAAGUGAGAUGACACCUACUCAGAAAAGAAAUCAAAGAAAGAAAUGGAGAGAAGAGUCGAAGAGAAGAUAUCAAAAAAUUAAAGAGAAAAAAGAAAGAGAGAAACAAUCAGGGGCUGAAAACAGUCCGCCAGAAGAUGGCAGUGACCCCGUCCAGUUAUUAGUUAUUAGGAAAACUAAAGCAGUAAAUGUGAUCUUAUGAGGAUUUGUGAGCACCAUUGUUCACCGUUUGUUCAGUGUCAUCACAUCAAGAACUUUUGUACUGUUGUUUAGUAAAAUGUCCCAUUUUUGUCGGUUACCAUUAAGGCGAGAUUUACUUGUAUCUUUAUAUGAAUAAACUGACAAAGUGGCUUUAUAGCAAUCGACAAAGUGGGACGUUUUCCCAUGCACACUGACAUAUUAUUAUAAUUAAGAGACUAUAAAAAUCAAACAUUUGUUGUGGUUUUUUUGUCAAUAAUAUGAAGGUGGUUGACCAGAUAUUGAUCUGCCUGUUUUUAUUAGUUUAAGUUAUUUAUUGGUGCCAAUUUUAUUUAAGAAUACACAUAAUCUAAUAAUUUUAUGACUCCAUUGAUCUUACUUUCAAUGUAGACUGCUGGGUUCUUCUGCAAAUGCACGGGCCACAGCUCCAUCAGGUCAAUAAAGUUAACCACGCCUUGGCUAAGAGUGUCCACAUACAAGUCGCCAAGCACCUGUAUUAAAAAAAAAGGUGAGGUGUUUUUAUAGCAAAAUUGUGGCGAUUGAGCUUACUGCCCAAGACAAGACCUAUUGGCAAACAUACAGGGUGAUCCAAACCUUGACGUCAAGAUUUUUUGUUAAAUUUCCCGCAUCAUGGGCUAUCAGAAUAUACCCCCAUGUAUAUUAGCCGGUUUUCUGUACUUUUCGAGUUACGAAUUUUUGAUUUUUUUCCCUUAAAAAAAAAUCAUUUAAAAAAAGAACUGUUGAGUUUUUUUGCUAGUUUCUUUUUGCAUAAUCAUCACUACAAACGAAGUAUUUACUGAAAAAAAACCAGCGUCGUCACUUUGAUGCAAGUUGGAAUAAAAUACCAAUUUCAAAGUUGUACGUUCAAAGUUUUAUCACUUUUUUUUUGCUAAAAGCAGAAGGCGAAAAUCAUUCGGGUAGAUGGUAUUUUGUUAUUUAAGUACAAAAUGUAAGUUUGAUACAUUUUGAAAGUAAAAGUUAGUAUUUUUUUAUCCAACUUGUAUCAAAGUGAGGACGUUGAUUUUUUUUUUCCAGUAAAUACGCCGUUCGUAGUGAUGGUUUUACAAAUGGUUUUUUUUUUAAAUAAAUUAAUUACUUCCUCAAGAAUUUCUUACGGAAGAGAAUUUCAAAAAAAAUUGUAACUCGAAAAGUACAAAAAAUCGGCCAAUAUACAUGGGGUAUAUUCUGAUAGCCAAUGACGUUUUUUUGACGUCGAGGUUUGGACCAACCUGUAUAGGUCAUGCGUGAUUGGUUCCAAUCCAAUAUAUUUUUGAUGGCUCAACAAUAAGACUUAUCGAAAUAUUUUCCGUGUUUAUAAUAAUGCCUAAGGUGGCAUAUGCGUCCACUGAAGCCAUAAAUAUGUAUUACCAAUGGACACAUAUAGCACUCUAGUAAUUUAGCAAUGUAAAACAUGGAAAAUGUUUCAAUUAGUUGAAAUUAUCUUCCAGUCAAAAUUGACCGCUGUGAGUACAACAUGUAAUUAUAUUUUGGUUAUUUAAGACGCAAUUCUCCGUUCAAAUACAAACAUUCUCCUGGCUUUUGACUAUUUCCUGGUUUUUGAAGCUAGAGAAAUAAUUUAAGAUUAUUAUUAUUUUUUUGAUAUUCUUAUUUUUAAAGGCGCUAGAGUCCAUCAAAAUUAUCCAAAAACGGCCAAACUGAUUAUGCCGCAAAAAAAAAGUGAUGUUCACUGAAUUUCAUACAUAACAAUUAGCCAAAAAAGAAAUGGUCCGACACAGAUUAUUUCAUUGUUAUUCAGAUACUGAAAUUUCGUUCCCAUUAGUUAAGUUUUGGAGGAGAAAAAAGUCGAGAGUGGUACCUCAGUUUUAAAGAUUUUUUAUGCAAUAUGCUUUACCCGAGUUGUCCAUAAAACACAAUUUUUUUUCUGUAAAUCUAGUCAGUACCACAAGACAGUAUAUUUAACUAAAUUCCCAAAUUGAAAGGGAAAAAUCCUUUUAAUUUUAGCAUUUCACUCUUGUUGCCUCUUAAAAAGUGAUAAUAAUUUAUGAACGCUCAAUCUGUUAUUUUUUCAUCAUUGUUCUUAGUAGAAUGUCUGUUCUUGUUUUUAUUUAACUUUCAACUGUACAUUGCAUAAUUUUUAUGUAUGUGUCUGUAAUACAAUAGACUCAAGAAUGA